This is a messenger RNA of Heterobilharzia americana, 1294 nucleotides long. The record is from the annotation of a GenBank genome assembly. NCBI's taxonomy places the organism in Eukaryota, Metazoa, Platyhelminthes, Trematoda, Strigeidida, Schistosomatidae.
GACAAAUUAUUAUGAACUAUGUUAAACAGACAGAGACUGACAAAUUAGUUACUGCAUCGGGCUAUCACUCUGUAUGAUUUACCUACAUAAGCUGACCAACCAACUGCAUUGAAUUUUGUAUUCUGUAUCCGCUUGCAUUAUACUUCUUACAGUAGUAUGAAUUGAUUUAUAAACUAGACAGUCUUUUUUGUGCAUGAUUUGAUUUUGCAUAAUUCGACCUAAUUUAUGUACACGUAACUUUACAUAUUGUUGCACACACUGAAGCCAUAUUGUCACCAUCAUAUUUGUAUACAUGUUUAUGCAUUUAAACUAACUAGUGUUUGAAUAGUUUUGUUGAAUUGGCAAGACAAAGGCAAACGAAGUUAAGUUACUGAAGUUGACUUUUGUUCACUUUAGGGUCAGUUUAAACCUAGAAACUAUUUAAACGUUCUUCAUGUAUAAAUUGAACACUUCAAAGGUAACCAAUCCAUUACCUUUUUUAAGAUACAGAGGAGAAAACGGUAGUGAAAUAAAACUAAACAAUGGACCGUCAAAAGGCAGUUGUUAAGAAUGCUGACAUGCCAGAGGAAAUGCAACAGUUCGCAGUGGAUACGGCCGCAAAAGCAAUGUGUGACUGCAAUAUCGAAAAAGACAUUGCAAGUUUUGUAAAGAAAGAGUUCGACAAAACAUAUAAUCCAACAUGGCAUUGUAUUGUUGGAAGAAACUAUGGAAGCUACGUCACACAUGAAACGCAUCAUUUCAUUUAUUUCUACCUUAACAAUGUUGCCAUACUACUCUACAAAUCUGGAUGAGUUCUGAUCAAUAAAAGAUGGAGCAUGGAUUGUCCUUCAGUUGAAUAUCGAGAAGUCUUUUGUAUUUCAAUCACCUUGUGCAUAAGUUGUUUAGAAAAUAAACGAAUUAAGAAUGCUUCGUUUUGUUUGUCUUUCUUCGCGACUAUCAUUUCUUUCAACUAUGGUUAUGCAAUUAGUGAGCAGACAGUAUCUUUUUUAGCAUAAAUACAUUUCACGAUCUAGACAAGUUACGUCUUCUUAUUGUUCUAUCGGAAUUCGUAAAGAGAACAAACUUUUUCGAAAAUAUUUUUUCUGUUUGAAAAUAAUGUCUACAUUGUUUAGAACAGCCUCUGUCCUGUUUUACAACCAAAAUAAGGAGUUACUUUCUGAAGGCAUACACACUUUCAGUAGCCUGAUGUUCAGAAAGUACUUAAAAAUAAAACAAUAUAAAAAUUCCUUUUUUUCUUCAGUAUGGUAUAAUCUUGUAACUUAAAAAAGUGUGAAAAAAUCUGAAUUGAGCUUUA